Molecule: messenger RNA, 2900 nt
Organism: Doryrhamphus excisus (bluestripe pipefish)
Lineage: Eukaryota; Metazoa; Chordata; Actinopteri; Syngnathiformes; Syngnathidae
Gene: smyd2a
Product: SET and MYND domain containing 2a
Cellular component (GO): nucleus
Molecular function (GO): protein binding
Source: RefSeq, a predicted model, not a curated record
GGAGCGUAGAAAAAGAGGUGGAGGCUCAAACCAGAAGCGUAUCUCAGUCGGUAGCAAACAGUCCUGACAGGUGGCUGUGUGGCAGGGGAAGCAGUAAACAGAAGGGGAAACCAUGAAAAAUGAAGGUAUAGAUGGGACAGAGCGGUUUCUUAGCCCAGACAGGGGUCGAGGCCUCCGGGCGUUGAGGCAGUUCGCGGUGGGAGAGUUGGUGUUCGCUUGCCCAGCUUACUCGUACGUGCUGACGGAGACGGAGAGAGGAGCGCACUGCGAGCACUGCUUCACCAGGAAAGAAGAUCUAUUUAAAUGUGGCAAAUGUAAGCAGGCCUACUACUGCAAUGUUGACUGUCAGAGAGGUGAUUGGCCCAUGCACAAACUGGAGUGUGUUGCCAUGUGUGCCUACGGGGAGAACUGGUGUCCAUCGGAGACGGUCAGACUAGUGGCCAGAAUCAUCAUGAAACAGCGAGUCACCACAGAGCGCACACCCUCAGAAAGACUACUGCUGCUGAAGGAGUUUGAAGCACAUUUAGAUAAAAUGGACAGUGAGAAGGAGGAAAUGAACCAGACAGACGUCGCUGCACUGCGCCACUUCUACUCCAAACAUAUCGGCGACCUCCCAAAUGAACACGCACUCACUGAGCUCUUUGCACAGGUUAACUGCAAUGGCUUCACCAUAGAAGAUGAGGAGCUCUCACAUCUGGGAUCAGCUGUUUUUCCCGAUGUAGCACUGAUGAACCACAGCUGCAGUCCAAAUGUCAUUGUAACCUACAAAGGCACAGUGGCUGAGGUCAGAGCAGUGAAGGAGAUCAGCCCCGGAGAGGAGAUCUUCAACAGUUACAUCGACCUGCUCUACCCCACAGAGGACCGCAUGGAACGGUUGUUAGACUCCUACUUCUUCACGUGCCAGUGUACAGAGUGCACCACCAAGUCCAAGGACAAAGAAAAGAUGGAAGUUCGGAAGCUUAGCUCCGGAGCACCAGAGCCAGAAGAAAUCCGAUCCAUGGUCCGUUAUGCCAAGAAUGUCAUUGAGGAGUUCAGAAGAGCGAAACAUUACAAGAGCCCGAGCGAGCUGCUGGAGAUGUGUGAACUCAGCCAGGAGAAGAUGGGUGCCAUAUUUGCAGAUACCAACGUCUACAUGCUGCACAUGAUGUAUCAGUCCAUGGGUGUCUGUCUCUACAUGCAGGACUGGGACGGAGCUAUGAACUAUGGAGAGAAGAUUGUUCACCCAUACAGUGUGCACUAUCCGGCCUACUCCCUAAAUGUGGCGUCCAUGUAUCUGAAACUGGGCCGCUUGUAUUUGGGGCUGGAAAAGAAGACACAAGGAGUCAAAGCACUAAAGAAGGCGUUGGCCAUCAUGGAGGUAGCUCAUGGCAAAGAUCACCAUUAUGUCGCAGAAGUCAAACGAGAAAUUGAAGAGCAGAAGUGAGGUUGGGGAAAACAAGGAUCAAGGAGACGGAAGAUCUUCAAAAGCAACAAAACCUAAUGGCAUGGGCAUGCAUCUUUUACCUCUUUUUUGACACCUAUACUCAGUGGGAAUUGUCUCUAUUAUUUUUAUUAUCACAGCUUUUGGCUGAGGAUAAGUACUGUACCGACACCUUCAUCAGCAACCCAACAAGAUGGUCAUUUGUAACAGUAAAGGUUUUUGACCCUGCUUUGUCAUGUCAGCUGCCUUUUGGAGGGACGGCACCUUAAGAUAUGCGUCUUGACUGGAGGUGACAUCAACCAAUGUUCAAACCGCACAAUCUUGUAUAUUUCAUUUUAAGUUAUAUCACACAUCAGUGUUUCUUGCUUCUUUUCAUUCUUGUUUGGUUGCUGGUAUUAAAAAAAACACAUCAGCAGGUACUCUGUAGCAACUGAAGACAAAAUGCAAACUGUUCUUGAGUCAGUAUUUGUUUUGUUUGUGUUUGGCUUGUUUGACUGUACUUUUAAGGUUUGCAUGUUUUAUAAUUCAUGUCGUCAUUUGUUUUCUUUUUAUACAAGGCUUGUUGACCAAAAGCGCCACGGGUUAUAGUUACUUGUCUGGCCACAAUAUUAGGUACACCUGCACAACCUAAUGAGAGUAAACGCAUACUCGUAUGAUGCAGUGCAAUUGUACAGCAUAAUAAUAAACCCAUCUGAUGAUGUAUACUUAUAUUCUAUUUCAAAGUUAGGUUUAUUGUGCAUGUGUAGCUAAUGGUGUGUACUUUGAGUCAUUUUAUAGUCACUGCAGAAGUGAGGCAGAGUUGCUUUGGGGCAAAAGUGUAGCUAUUUUUACUUGUUUGUCAAGCAAAGCAAACAGUAUUUUAGCGUAUUAUUGUUCCCUCUUGUCUAAACAUUUGUCAAUCUACCAAAAUUAUUUAUUUUAUUACUAGCUUCAAGGAAAUUAUGUAAAGAAGCGCUGGCUCCAGGAGGACAAUAAACUCUCAUUUAUACUUUUGGGAAUAAAUGGGAAUAUCAUGUCGUUUAUCAGUAGCUUUUGCAUCUUCCCUCUAAGCAGUGGGUCCAACUAAACCUCUUGUCAUGAGGCGUCACAAUUUGUAGCAACUAACUGCUCUCUGCCUGUAUUUUAAAAAAAGACUCCACACUGAGGUGCCUGUCCUGCUGCCUUCUUUGCAGUGCAAAGAAAAGUAUUAAAUCACAUUUAAGGGCUGUCAGGGAGUAAGCAUUUAAAUUGUUUUUUCCCCAAUGAUGUCAUGAAAGGGAAACUGUAUGGCACAAAAAAAUAGAUUCCCCAAUCAACAUAAAUGCUGCACGAAUAAAAACAUUUUUGGGUAUGUGUACAUUUUGGGUAUGUAAGUUGCUACUUUGUCAAGCAUGAAUGUUUAUAGUAAUAUGGAAUGCAGAUCAAUUCUGACACUCUUUCUGUAUUAUGUCAGUGAAUUCCAAUAAAAAAACGGUAUGACACCCAUUGUCAAUGAGGUGUU